Molecule: messenger RNA, 916 nt
Organism: Rubroshorea leprosula
Lineage: Eukaryota; Viridiplantae; Streptophyta; Magnoliopsida; Malvales; Dipterocarpaceae
Source: the annotation of a GenBank genome assembly
ACGUGAGAAAUUCUGGAAGAAAGCUUUAUCUUUCGCCUCCAGAUUUCUCUUGGAAGGAAAAUAUCACAAAUCCAGGAUGGACCAGAUUUUUAACAAGGUAGGCUCCUAUUGGUUGGGUCAGAAGGCCACCAAGGAGAUGAGUUCCGUCGGCGACGACAUCAACUCAUUACAAGACAGCAUUGAAGGAGGAGCAAAAUGGUUGGUAAAUAAAAUUAAAGGGAAAAUGCAAAAGCCAUUGCCAGAGCUGCUAAAAGAGUAUGGCCUUCCAAUAGGAAUCUUCCCUCGUGAUGCCACCAACUAUGAAUUCGAUGAGGAGACAAGAAAGCUUACUGUCUUUAUUCCCUCAAUAUGUGAAGUGGGUUACAAGGACUCGUCGGUCCUUCGCUUCUCCACCACUGUAACCGGGUAUCUGGAGAAAGGAAACCUGGUUGAUGUAGAAGGUAUGAAGACAAAAGUGGUGAUAUGGGUAAAAGUAACUUCUAUCUCAGCUGAUGGAUCAAAGCUCCAAGUUACAGCUAGGAUAAAGAAGACCAUGAGUAGGGAGGCUUAUGAGGUUCUCAGAGAUGGUGUUAGUGUAGAUAAGUUUUGAAGCAAUCAAAAUUCAGUAACGCACUAUCAUUGCAAGCUGGAACUACUUUUCCACAGCUUGUGAAGUCUCAUACAAUUGACUCCAUUAUCUUCAAGAUUCAAGUAUAAAGACCGCUCAGUUAUGGCUCGUAUUUCCUAUGGUUGUUGGUCGCUAUAAUGUAAUACUCCAUUCUACAUUAAAGGUCCUGGAACGGUGGUAAUGACAUGCUUAUCAUUUAUUUGGACAUUAUGAUAUACAGUUAGCGAUUGUGUAUGAACUAUGAAAUCUUAUCAAUGUGUAAGGGAAGUGUUUCCAGAGGUUCUGAGGAUGCCCCGUUUUCUAAUUCUG